AUGAUAGUUGAAACGACGCAAGAGAAAUCGGCAGCCUCCAAGACCUACAUUAAUUUCGAACAACAGCAUCAUCAGUAUCUGAACAGCGUAAUGGAUAUGAAGACGAAGACGACCGCCGCCGCUAUCCCUAGGAAGAACGGCGUACCUUUCGCGGAAGCGAAGAAAGUGGAAUACCGGCGAUCGUUGUCGCAAGGGGCGGGGAAAAGGAUGUUCUCCAUGAGCUAUUUCAGCUUGGAAUCGUUCCUUCUGCUGAUCGGCCUGACGGCGUCGCUGCUGCUGCUGCCGUUGAUCCUGCCGCCGUUGCCGCCGCCGCCGCUGAUGCUUCUGCUUGUUCCGAUCUGCAUUCUGGUAGUUCUGAUGAUGUUGGCUUUCACGCCGUCUAAGGUCCGGGACAUGACGUACACGUAUGUGUAA
Molecule: messenger RNA, 414 nt
Organism: Ipomoea triloba (trilobed morning glory)
Lineage: Eukaryota; Viridiplantae; Streptophyta; Magnoliopsida; Solanales; Convolvulaceae
Product: ARGOS-like protein
Exons: 1
Coding region: 1-414 (137 amino acids)
Biological process (GO): positive regulation of organ growth
Source: RefSeq, a predicted model, not a curated record